This is a messenger RNA of Paramormyrops kingsleyae, 3594 nucleotides long. RefSeq names its product endoplasmic reticulum membrane adapter protein XK-like. NCBI's taxonomy places the organism in Eukaryota, Metazoa, Chordata, Actinopteri, Osteoglossiformes, Mormyridae. The record is from RefSeq and is a predicted model, not a curated record. Gene Ontology annotation, cellular component: membrane.
ACUAGUUGGAUUUUAGGACCCAGGGGAAGCCGCAAAGCCGAAUGCCGGGGUGGGGAGUGCAGUGUCAGCAUUUCGGGACGCUGCGGCCCCAGCGGAUCAUUUGGGGCCAGAGCUGAGCCCGAUACGUGGUCGCCGGAGGUUACGCGGAGGCGCGGAACGUGGCUUUGGAUGGGCUUGUUUUCUUCGCCUUGAAAUGGGGCCACUUGGCCUGUCGCUUUACUCGGAUCUUCAGGAGGGUUUGUGGGGUGGCGGUGCUACAGACAGCUUCGUAGACUUCCCCCGUUUGACACCCGAGUGUGCACUAGUCUGAUAGGUUUCGAUCUAUAUUUUCCGUCGUUAUAAACAUGCCGGCGUUAAUCCGUACAGAUGGCGUGGUAGGUUAAGCAGUCAUCUUCCCGUGUUUGGCCUUGUGCUUUUGUGCCUCCAAGCAGAGCCUGAAUGUUUUCAUUUUUUUACACAGUUGUUGACAAAUAGACUAUGCGGGGUGUUAAUGACAGAGUAUGAUUUAGUUAUUUCUCGUUAUCAUCAGUAAUGUGAUGUUUCUUUAAGGCCACGCGCCGGGGUGCAACGAGGCGUUUAUUUGUAAUCGUCAGUAACGUUGUUACAGCAGAUUGAAGAAUUGAAGUUGCUCACUGUUUUUGCUUGACAUUUAUUGUAAUGAAGUCGAGCAGCAUGAGAUAUAGUAGAUACCAGUUGCUUUACAGACGACUCUCGAUUGACACAACGAUCGGUACAAAAAAGUGAGUUAGAGUGUAUAAAUUUUUAAAUGUAAUACUAGCAUGUCGCUGUACAUUUAAUUGCGAUAUAUAUAAUCCGAAUAAGUCUGGCGCAAAACUGACAACGCCCAUUGCUCACAACCGAAAACUGGCUGUUCCGCAGCAAAGAAAUCGCCACAUUUACGUUGCUGUAGUGACUUUGUCUCAAACAACUGUUAUACUUUUCUGUUACAAUGGAAGUUCCGGAAAACGAGAUCGUAGACUGCGGAGAGCAGGUACCGACCGCGCGCGCCCAGAACGGCUCGGUGUUGGUCGCGGACCGCAGUAAUAUCCAGCCCCCGUGGGGCGUUCUGAUCGCCGCGGCUCUAUACUGCGCCGAGUUCGUCAGCGCUGCCGUGCUUUGCAGCUACUACCAUGAAAGUCACGACGACAUCUGGAUGGGUCUGACCAUUACCUUCGUCCUGGUGCCGUCCGUCCUGACGCAGCUGGCGCUGACUUUCAUCCACCGGGACCUGGGGAGAGAUCGCCCCCUCGUUCUUUUCCUACAUCUUCUCCUGAUGGGUCCUCUUAUCAGGUGUGUUGAUGCCCUGGUGAUCUACUGCCAGGCAGGCAGGGAAGAGGAGCCCUACGUUACCAUCUCCAGGAAGAUCCUCUUGAAGAGCGGCCGGGGCACUCUCACAGAGUGGGAGACGGGUCAUUCGGAGCGCAAGCUGGCGGUCCACCGCAACGCCUUCAAGCGCACUGUGCUUAUCCAGGCAUUCCUGGGCUCCACUCCACAGCUGACGCUGCAGCUGUACGUCACCAUACAGGAGAAGGAGAUGCUCCCCUCUCGAGUUGUCCUGAUGGUCAUAACCCUCAUCUCCAUCACCUACGGUGCACUGGUCUGCAGUGUCCUGGCCAUCCAGAUCAAAUAUGACGAUUUCAAAGUGCGCGUGCGACCUGCAGCCUAUCUCUGCAUGAUCCUGUGGAGGGGGCUGGAGAUCACCGUCCGUGUGACAGCUCUCGUGCUCUUUAGCACGGCGCUCAUCCACUGGAUGGCACUCGUGGCACUGGGCAACCUGUUCUUCUUCCUCUUCCUGCCCUGGGUUGAUUUCUGGGUGAGGAGGGCCUCUCUGCCCGAGAACGUGGAAAAGAACUUCAGCAAGGUGGGCACCACAGUGGUGCUGUGCAUGGUGACCCUUCUCUACGCCUGCAUCAAUAUCUUCUGCUGGUCGGCCUUCCAGCUGGACCUGACCGACAGGGACCUGAUCGACAAGCGGCCGCGCUGGGGCUGCCUGGCCACGUACUACUGCGUGCGCUUAGCGGAGAACGUGAGCCUCAUCGUCCUGUGGUACUUCUUCAAGACGGACUUCUACGAGUAUGUGUGUGCGCCGCUGCUGGUGGCUCAGCUGCUGGUGUGCUACGGUAUGGCCGUGCUCUUCAUGCUGCUGUUUUACCAGUACUGCCACCCCUGCCGGAGCCUCUUCCACCACAACGUGGCAGACUGCCUGGCCUGCGUCUGCUGCCGGCGGGACCGGGAGGUGCAGCCCAGGUCGGUGAGCCUGCAGGCCCGACGGCUGCCCGACCUCACCAGCCAGCUGGGCGAGCGUGAGACCGCCAUAACAGACGACAUUAUGGACGCGGCCUGAGACGUGACUUCCAAACGAAUGUGCCUUUGCCGUCGGCUAGGAGACCUGUUGGCGAUCUGCCCUGGACCGUUCACCACGAGGUUCAGGAUGUGGAGCUCAUGACUGAGCCGCCAGCUCAACAUUGCAACACGGAGCCUUGGAACAAUUGGUAAUCCCCUCAGAUGACAAAGCUCAUGGGAGUUUUACUUGCACGAGAAUAUUCUCAGGGCAGAACAAAAAUUUAUUAAUUCAGGGAGAUAACCAAUCAGACUGUAGAGGACGUGGGUCAAUGCAACUACAGGAGGCGGGACCAACCAAUCAGAUGUCUUGGUCAUCUUGUUUCUUGGGCCCACCUCCUCUAUAAUCUGAUUGGUUAUCUUUCUGAACCAAUCAUUUUGGUUCUGCUCUGAGAACAUUUUUGAGUAAGAAAAACUCCCUCUAACGACGACGAAGCUGGGGUUCUGUUCGGGUUACUUGGUGCACCAUUUUCCACCGUCCGUUUUAAUUUUAGGUGAGAGAGAAGAUGCUGUGAAAGUGUGUCCAAAUGUUAAUAUAAUAUAUAUGAGGUCUGUUUGUUGUGCAAAAUGUUCUUUAGGGAACCUAUUUUAGUCAGUAGUGUUAAAACAUGUGUAAGAAUGUAUUCAGGAUUAUUUAAAAUGUUACACAAGUGUCAUGGUAAGAAUACGUGCAUUGUGACUCUCCUGGCCGGUGUAGGCUGUAAGCUGGGUGUAUUCAGGUCAGAUACAGCCAGGUAUGGCUGCCUUCUUACUAUACUCCUGGUUUAUAUAUAUUUAUAUAUGAACAAGCUGAUACUCAGGGCCAAUCUGAGACUUUCUGUUGAGCUGCUCCCAUUGCUGUUCACCUGCACUUUAAAGCCCCCUGUCUCUAUAGAUACCAAGCAGGCACAUCGGGACUUGCACCCCGCUGCCUGCAGAUCUUGUAUGCAAUGAAAGUAUCAGACGCGCAAAGAGAAUCCACGCGAACAAGUGACUGCUGUUUACACACGUCGGCGAUCUGCGAUGCCCCUGCCUUAAUUCACGGCGGUAAGAUUACGGGAAUAACCGGAACUGAAACGGCAAUACUGGUGUGUUCGAGAGGAGAUGGGGGAUCCCUGAAGUGCCUCCAGUCUUGGAUCACCCACACUAGUGUUUGUGUGUGUUUUUUUAUUAUUAUUUUAUUUUUGGUGGUGGUGUUUUGGUUUACCCAGAAGUGCCUGUUUGCCUUUGUGUUAUAAAUAUGUGCCUGUUUAAAUAAACUAUUCCCUUUGCGAA